AUGUCUACGACAAUCCCCGACCGCUACAAGCUCAUCUUCUUCGUGCCACACUCGCACCUCGAACAGUGCAAAGAGGCCAUCUUCGCUACUGGAGCCGGUACCUUCCCCGGAGGCAAGUACAGCAAAUGCGCGUUCCAGAUGCCCGGGCUAGGACAGUUUCUGCCUGCUGGGGAUGCGAAUCCUGCCAUUGGAGAGGUCGGACAGUUGGAGACUGUCGAGGAAAUGAAGGUGGAGAUUAUGUGUCUGGGACGAUCGGUUAUGCUGCAGGCGGUCGAGGCGUUGAAGAAGGCGCAUCCGUAUGAGGAGGUGGCAUAUGAGGUUUAUAAGAUGGAGAAUGUUUGA
This is a messenger RNA of Aspergillus lentulus, 342 nucleotides long. RefSeq lists its product as uncharacterized. NCBI's taxonomy places the organism in Eukaryota, Fungi, Ascomycota, Eurotiomycetes, Eurotiales, Aspergillaceae. The record is from RefSeq and is a predicted model, not a curated record.